Messenger RNA from Acaromyces ingoldii, 1155 nucleotides. RefSeq names its product beta-lactamase/transpeptidase-like protein. The transcript is spliced from 2 exons. Bases 1 to 1155 code for a protein of 384 amino acids. The record is from RefSeq and is a predicted model, not a curated record. Lineage: Eukaryota; Fungi; Basidiomycota; Exobasidiomycetes; Exobasidiales; Cryptobasidiaceae.
AUGGCGCUGCAAGAGAAGCUACAGAAAGAGCUCGAUGCCGAAUGCGCCGAUUCAAACCGUAUCCCAGGCGCAAUCUUGUUUCUGGCCGACCGAAAGGGCGACACGCUAGCCCACGUCGCCAGUGGAGUGCGCUCCGUCGAGACAAAAGAGCCCAUGGCAGCCGACCAGCUGCACUGGAUCGCUUCGUGCACCAAGCUCAUCACGGCUAUCGCCUGCAUGCAGCUCGUGGAGCAGGGCAAGCUCAAGCUUGACGAGCCCGUCGAAUCCAUCGUGCCUGAGCUGGGCCAAGCCAUGGUUGAUGAUGGCAGUGGCCAGCUGCGAGAGCCAAAGACAAAGGUGACCCUCACACACCUCCUCACGCACACGGCGGGUCAGAGCUACGAAUUCUUCAACCCGCAGACGUGUGACUACUUUAAGAAGAUUGGCGCAAAGCCAUUCAGCUCCUCAAAGAAAACAAUCACGGCGCCCCUCGUCUCUGAGCCGGGCACAAAGUGGGAGUACGGCACGAGCAUUGACUGGGUUUCGCAGAUCAUCGAGCGCGUCAGUGGCACAGACCUUGACUCGUACUUCAAAAAGCACAUCUUCGAGCCACUGGGCAUCAAGUCGAUGACGACCAAGCCCGAGACGGGUAUCGCCGGAGGUGUCAAAGCGAGGCUUGCCGGGUUGCAUCAGCGCGGCAAGGACGGAAACAUAAGUGCGACUCCGCAUCUCAUUCAGCUCGAUGAGUCCAAGAUCGAGGUGCAGUACGGUGGGGCGGGCCUCUUUGCCAACGCGGCAGAGUACUGCCAGGUCUUGAUCGCGCUUCUCAACCACGGAACGCACCCAAAGACCAAGGCUCAGAUUCUCAAGCCCACCUCGGUCGAUGAGCUUUUCAAAAACCGCUUACCCGAGAAUUUGGUGGCGGAUCUCGACAGGCCGUUCGAAGCUGCCAUACCCGAGAUCAGCAACAGGUUUAUCAGCCUGGAGGGCAUAGCCAAGCAGUGGUCAUACGGUGGUCAGACUACGCCUGAGGGGGUGGCGAACGGACGAAGCAGCAAGUCGGCGUGGUGGGCCGGAAUUGCCAACCACUACUGGUUCAUGGACAUGGAGACCGGUGUCUGCGGCAUGAUCCAGUGCCAGAUCCUUCCCUUCUUUGACCCUUACGUCGUCCCGUGA